Triticum dicoccoides is the source of this 928-nucleotide messenger RNA. RefSeq lists its product as uncharacterized. The transcript has a single exon. Lineage: Eukaryota; Viridiplantae; Streptophyta; Magnoliopsida; Poales; Poaceae. The record is from RefSeq and is a predicted model, not a curated record. The coding region runs from base 10 to 657 and encodes 215 amino acids.
UCGUCCACCAUGGCUCCACUGUUCCACGUGGAGGCUCUUCUCCCGAGCUCGAUCUCACCCAAGAUCGACUCCAUCCUCCACUCCCACAUCUACCCGCAGGUAGGUCACGUCUUCCGCGCCGUCGCCAGGUUCAGGGCCCUGCUCGUCGACGUGAUACUCAGCAAGAAGAAGACGGCCGCCGCGAGAGCUGGCAGCGGCGGGUACGGCUACUACGGCCGCUCGACGAGGAGGAGCCGCGGCAAGAAGCGGACGAGCAAGAUCGCCGGCUUCAUGAAGAUGCGUUUCGUCGGCUCCUCCGGCCCGGCUCGGGCAAGGGAUCGGCUGGACGCCAGCCGCGCGCCCUGCUAUCCGUCGUACUCGUACUACGAGUACUCGGCGGCGUGGAACGCUGUGGUUCCAGCGACGCCGGCGGCCGUGGAGGAGGAGGUCGUGGAGGUGUGCGACGACACGGCGGAGUGCGGGUACCUGUGUUGGCUGGAGGAGGAGACGUCGUCGGGUGGCACGCCGGCGGGCGAGGGCGAGGGCGAGGCUAGUCCGGCGGUGAACGAGAUCGACAAGCUGGCGGAGAAGUUCAUCGCGAGGUUCCACGCAAAGUUCUUACUGGAGAAGCAGGAGUCGUACCGGAGGUACCAGGAGAUGAUCGCCAGGAGCAUAUGAACCACGAGAUCCAUGGCGAUCCGUCGAGGAUUCAUCCAUUGCGCCGGGCGGCUUGGUGUCCGGACUCUGAGCAUCCGGAGUACUGCGUGAGUACGAAUUUGAUGUUGAGCAGUGAGUGAUUCAUGGUGCAGCUCUUCGUGGCCGUGCCUCGAAAUUGGAGUCAUUUAAUUUUCGUGUGUGUGUGUGUGUGGAUUCAUGUAAGGUUGGGUUACGGCCGAAGCGAGAUUAUUCUUCGGGAGGUCAAGAAAUAAUAUCAGGAGUGGUUUAUAUA